Molecule: messenger RNA, 2510 nt
Organism: Lacerta agilis (Sand lizard)
Lineage: Eukaryota; Metazoa; Chordata; Lepidosauria; Squamata; Lacertidae
Gene: VCAM1
Product: vascular cell adhesion molecule 1
Exons: 7
Coding region: 46-1773 (575 amino acids)
Biological process (GO): cell-cell adhesion
Cellular component (GO): membrane
Molecular function (GO): integrin binding
Source: RefSeq, a predicted model, not a curated record
UUUCCUUUCCCCUCUCCACAUCAGUUUAAGACGAAAGGCAGCCAAAUGUCAAGAGGAACUUCGUCAGCGUUGAUUGCGCUUUUACUUAUGGCUGUCCUAACUUCUAAAGCAUUUGAGGUGGAGGACAUUGUGCCAGGCCACCAAGUUGCCGCACAGAUCGGUGAAGACCUGGAGCUACGGUGCCGCACAACUGGCUGUGAUAGCCCCACGUUUUCCUGGAGGACCCAGCUUGACUUCCCGUUAGGUGCAAAUGUGAGCCAACAGGGAAGCAGCUCAGUCUUAACGAUGAAGGUUGGCUUUGAAAACGAGCAUGAAUAUCUCUGCAACACUAGAUGCGGGGAGGUCAGAAAACAACAGAGGGUGCAAAUUGACAUUUACUCAUUUCCCAGUGAUCCUGCUAUAGAGAUCAGCCAGCCACUUGUUCUCGGGGAACCAGCCACUAUCACCUGCCGUGUUCCUAAAGUGUAUCCUGCUGACCGGCUGGAGAUCUACUUGGAGAUAGAAGGGGAGGUUCCUCGGGUGACAGAUUUUUUCCGAGAACCCCUUAUCAAAUCUGUCGAGACAAAAAGUGCGAGUAUGACGUUUACUCCCAGUGAAGAAGAUAAUGGGAGAAAAAUCACAUGCAGAGCUAAACUGCCAAUUGAUGAGAUGGAGUUUGAGCCCAAGGAGAGGAAAACAACACAAAUACUGCAGGUUAACUAUGCCCCCAGACUUCCGGACUUCUCCAUCCUUCCUGCCGCGUCAGUUAAGGAAGGAGAAACUGUUACUUUGCAGUGCUUUGCAAAGGGCAACCCUGCUGCCAAGGUCACCAUAAGGAAGAAAUCAACCAGUGAAGAAGUGGUCCUUGAUGGCAAGGAUGGAGUCGUCCACAUUGCUAGAGCGACUCCUGAUGAUGCAGGAGAUUACGAAUGUGAAGCAGAGAAUGAGUUUGGGAAAGUCAAAAGGGCAGAAACGCUAAGUGUGGAAUAUGGACCAAGGAAUACAAGGAUUGUCGCCGUCCCUUCUAGCACAGUGAAGGAAGGAGACACCAUAACUCUGACUUGUUCCACCAAUGGGAGUCCCACCCCUAAGGUUUUCUGGAAAAAGCAUCUUUUGGGCGGAGGCUCUCGGCUCGUUUUGGAAGGUGCUACUUUAACCAUAAAAGCCGUACAGGCAGAAGCUAUGGGACUUUAUGAGUGUGAAGCAGUUAACGCGGCUGGAAAAGAAAGCAGGACUGUGGAAAUAAUUGUUCAAGUCUUGUCACCCUCUACUCCAGAAAUGUCACAUUCUACUCCAGAAUUGUCUCCAACUGCUCCAGAAUUGUCACCCUCCACUAUUGAAUUGUCAACAACUGCUCCUGAAUUGUCACCCUCUUCUCCAGAAUUGUCACCCUCCACUCCAGAAUUAACACAUCGAAAUGAAGCCGUUACUGAGGUGGAAGAUUUCACCAUUAAGAGUACAACCUAUAAUACUCAACAUCAAGUGACUGACAGCAAAGGGGAUGAUCCGGAAAAGGAAACUUCCCUCGCCACAAACGGAAGAAUCUUUACAACAUAUACAGCAUCCAGAAACAAUACAAUCACGUACACAGUGAAAGUUGAUGAUGUUGGAAACAGUACAGAAGAGGACAAAAUAGUCAUAGACAGACUAGAUUACGUGACUCCUGUGAUCAUUGCUGUCUCUUCGUUAGCAACGGCAGCUGGGCCCAUGGCAGCCCUAUUGAUUUACAUUUUUCGAAAGGCAAAGAUCAACGGAUCCUACAGCCUGGUGAACUCCCUGAAACCAAAAGUAUAAACGGAGCAAGAGUAACCACACGUUUUCUGCAAGUUUAACAGGCGGAUAAUGUUGUGCGUUGCUUUGAUGAACUUCCUCAUCAUAACUUAAUGUGAUAAACUAAAAAUACGCACUUUUGUGAGAAUCACUGUGGUGUAGUUGUUAAAUGUGUUGGGCUAGGACUGGGGAGACCCAGGUUUUCCCUACACAGCCAUAAAUCUUGCUGGGCUCCCUGGGGUCAGUCACUCUCUCAAGCCAACCUACCUCGCAGGAUUGUUGUAGUGAGAAAAUGGGGAUGGGGCUAUGGGUGCUGUCCUGAGAUUCUUAGUGGAAGGACAAGGUAUCUGAAGAAGUGUGCAUGCACACGAAAGCUUAUACCAAGAACAAACUUAGUUGUUCUUUAAGGUGCCACUGGAUAUAUAUAUUGACUUCAUCAGACCAACACGCUACCUACCUGAAGGUUUUAAAAUGUGAUAGAUACAGCUUCACAUCUUUUGGUAGCUAAGUUAAGGGAUCCGUGGGCAAUGGCAGACCUUGGGGUUUCAGAUUUCAGCAGAGACACCAUAAUUCAGGACCUUUCAUUCUACAUCAUAGUUGUGGUGCCCCUGAGUUUCUGCACCCAGUGGAACUGAACCACUCGUGCUCCCCUAAAUCCACCUCUGUCUGCGGGGCAGACAUUACCUAUUAAUAAAAGGUCAAUCGCUUGCUUUCAAUCUGCCUCCACAGAAGGAAAUCCUGGAAGUUUUAGACCAUCCUUA